Molecule: messenger RNA, 1496 nt
Organism: Erigeron canadensis
Lineage: Eukaryota; Viridiplantae; Streptophyta; Magnoliopsida; Asterales; Asteraceae
Product: probable serine/threonine-protein kinase PBL19
Exons: 4
Coding region: 152-1237 (361 amino acids)
Biological process (GO): protein phosphorylation
Molecular function (GO): ATP binding; protein kinase activity
Source: RefSeq, a predicted model, not a curated record
UAUCACCCCCUUCAUUGCUGAUACUCUCAACAACCAACCAAAAUCCCCACAUCUAAUCUAAUCUAACAUCUUUAAUGUAACACAAAUAUACAUAUAUAAUAGAUAAAAAGUUAAGGCUAAUUAACCCUGUGAUCAGCUUUAAUUAGUAGUAAUGAUGAAAUGUUUUAGCAUAUUUCAUUCAAAACCAGCUAGGCAAAUCAAGUGCUCACAAGAAGCCAAAGAUCAAAAACCAGGACCAAGAAACAAGUCAAUUUCUUCUCCAAGAGGAAUACCAGAAAUUUACAAAGAAAAAGAGCACAGGUUGAUAAAAUUUUCAUUUUCAGACCUCAGGAAUGCUACAAGUAAUUUCAGUAAGCUUUUGAAGAUUGGUGAAGGUGGUUUCGGGAAUGUUUAUAAAGCAAGAAUCAGACUUUCCGAAAUUGAAAGCGAUCCUCUUGUUGUUGCUAUCAAAAGGCUUAACAAACAGGGCAUGCAGGGGCAUAAAGAAUGGCUAACAGAAGUUCAGUUUCUUGGUGUGGUUGAUCAUCCUAACCUUGUAAAACUUUUGGGAUAUUGCUCGGUCGAUGGUGAGCGGAUGCAAAGGUUAUUAGUGUACGAGUAUAUGCCAAACAAGAGCUUAGCAGUUCAUCUUUUUAGCACAACUUUGCCACCGAUCCCAUGGAAGACAAGGCUACAAGUCCUCCUUGGUGCAGCCGAGGGUUUAGCUUAUUUGCACGAGGGGUUGGAAAUCCAGGUAAUAUAUCGUGAUUUCAAGUCGUCAAACGUGCUACUGGAUGAGAAAUUUAACCCAAAGCUUUCAGACUUGGGUCUUGCUAGAGAAGGUCCACAAGGGGACCGUACUCAUGUUUCCACAAAGCCUGUUGGGACAUAUGGUUAUGCUGCCCCAGAAUACACUGAAACAGGCCAUCUAAAAUCAAAAAGUGAUGUGUGGAGUUUUGGAGUUGUAGUAUUUGAGAUUCUAACAGGCAGGCGGGCAGUAGAUAGAAGCCUACCGAAAGCAGAACAAAAGCUUAUUGAAUGGGUGAAAAAAUUUCCUGCUGAUAACAGGAACUUUUCGAUGAUGAUGGACCGACGUUUAAAAAAUCAAUAUUCUCUUGAUGCUGCUCGAAAGAUUGCAAAGUUGGGUGUUAGAUGCCUUUGCAAGAACCCUGAUGACCGACCAACAAUGAGUCAAGUCGUGGAGGGGUUGAAAGACGUAAUUAGGGAGUCAGAAAGUGGGCUUGUAUGUGAAAAAUAGUGUCCUGUUCUUGACUCUUUUGAUGGUUUAUGUAGGUCAUGUAUAAUGACUACAUUAUUAUCUCAUUGAAAUGUGUCUGGUACUCUGCAUUGCAAAACAGAGGCAUGUAAAUUCCUUUAUUUUCAGUUAUUGGCACUGGCGGAGCUACAUACAAAGCUAGAUGGGUCAAGACCUAUCCUAACAAUCUCAUCUCUACUAUAUUAUAAACCAUUAGUUUCGUCAAUUUUUUUCAAACUUUUCAAUCACUCAUUUUUCAUCC